GUCGGGGAGGUGCUGGCGGCGUCUGCCUGGUUGCUCUGGAGCCGGGUCGCGUGGUCGCCUGCCCGCCCGCCUAACUGCCUGUCUGCUUGUCUCUUGCAAUGGGGAGUACCGAGAGCUGCGAGGGCCGCAGGGUGUCGUUCGGAAUGGAUGAGGAGGAGCGGGUCCGGGUGCUGCAGGGCAUCCGGCUAUCUGAGAAUGUGGUCCACCGCAUGAAGGAUCCUAACCCAUCCACAGGAGGCCAGCAUCCAGCCCCUCUGCCUGCCACUCUGGACCAAGACUGCACAGCUCCUCAGAAAGAACCCAAACUGCAGAGGUCUGAGACCAUUGGUGGCCGGCAGCCCUCAGGAGUGAAGGAAGACCUUAAGAGGUUCAGACAGGAGCAGGCCACAGUCCAGGAUGAACUGUUCCAGGUGGUGAAGCGGGAAAGAGAGGCAGCUGCCAGACACUUGACAGCGGCCCCACCUGUGGUGGAGGGUAGUGCUGACCAGGAGAAGCAGCAGUCAGCCUGGCUGGCCAGGGAGCUGGAGAGCAGAGAGGCAGAACUCAGACGCCAUGACACCUUCUACCAGGAGCAGCUGGGGCACAUUGAGAGGAAGUUUAGAAACCUACAAUGGAAAGCUGAGCAGGUGGAAGUUCUAUCAGCUGCCGCAUCACCCUUGACUACCCGAAAUAUCUUCGGGUGUGUGUGCACAGACCCCGCAGGGUGGAGCCCGUGUGCUCAGGGCUACAGGCCCAGAUCCUUCGCUGCUACCGUGACCAUGCGCACGAGGUGCUACUGUGCUCGGACCUGGUGAAGGCCUAUCAGCGCUGCGUAUGUGCGAGCGGCACCCACAAGGGCUGAGGAGCAGCCACCACACUGUGUCCUGGGCGCCAGCUUGCAGCUGUGACCAAAGGACCAGCCAUGGGACCACAGACACAGACCCAGGCCACGUCUCUGUGCCCUGCCCUUUCCUGAGGACACCUCAUCUCCUCUAAGCUCGGCCCCCAUGCGUUUAGGAAAUAGAAUGUACUGCUGUCCGAAAACAAAUAAAGCAGAUCAUUUGU
Messenger RNA from Octodon degus (degu), 1044 nucleotides. It is a transcript of the gene Chchd6, whose product is annotated as coiled-coil-helix-coiled-coil-helix domain containing 6. Lineage: Eukaryota; Metazoa; Chordata; Mammalia; Rodentia; Octodontidae. Gene Ontology annotation, biological process: cristae formation; DNA damage response. The record is from RefSeq and is a predicted model, not a curated record. Bases 99 to 794 code for a protein of 231 amino acids. Gene Ontology annotation, cellular component: mitochondrion; MICOS complex. The transcript is spliced from 8 exons.